Haliotis rufescens (red abalone) is the source of this 586-nucleotide messenger RNA. RefSeq lists its product as uncharacterized. The transcript is spliced from 5 exons. Lineage: Eukaryota; Metazoa; Mollusca; Gastropoda; Lepetellida; Haliotidae. The record is from RefSeq and is a predicted model, not a curated record. The coding region runs from base 24 to 575 and encodes 183 amino acids.
CAUCGAAUAAUGGUUUCUACAUCAUGAGUUCAUGUCCCAACAAAGAAGAUAUUUGGAACGCGGUGUAUAACACUGAAUCCCGCACGCUCAUCACGUGGGGUCAGGAUAAUCAGGCGUACCUCCCGUCAUCAGACAAGGCCGUUGAAACACCGUUGUUCACAGCGAGACUUGGCAGGGAGGCUAUGUUAUCAGAUGGUAUCUCAGUCACCAAUAUUGAUCUUGGAACAAAGGAUGAUGCCACCACCACCACCACGAUCCACAACUACCACCUGACUGGGAGUGUGCGUGAUCCAGGUGUCGCUGUGCUGAUAGACAACUUGCUCACAUGGACACAAGAUCCAGAACGAGGCUCCAGUAUGAUUGUAUCCAGGACUGCUACAGAAUCCUUGCUCCUGGUGCUGCUUGUGAACAUCGCCAGCAGACUGAAGGACGACGGAACUGUUGACGUCAUCACUGAUAUGGGGAGACUGUGUUCUCGUCAUGGAGGUGCACCCUUUACAAUGGAUGAUGUCCGUUUCUGUCUGGAGUUUUCUCGACAGUUCCUGGAGAUUCUCGGGACGUACGCCAACAUCUGAUGAACAGAUCC